Candidula unifasciata is the source of this 245-nucleotide messenger RNA. Lineage: Eukaryota; Metazoa; Mollusca; Gastropoda; Stylommatophora; Geomitridae. The record is from the annotation of a GenBank genome assembly.
AUGAUCAGGCAGACAGUGUUGUCGGAUUAUUUUUUUAAAAAUAUAUAUAUUUGUCAAAAUAAAGGGGUGGGGGGGGGGGGUGGGGGGGGGGUUGAGGAAGAAGAUAAGACUUCUGCCAGACAGCCCAGCCUUCUGCCGGUUUAUUCAGAAAUUCCCUUUGAAUACUUUCCGUACGCAAAGAAUUUAUGCGAUAGUGGUAAAAGUACCAGACUCUCUAGAGGACACUGUAUGUACAAUGUCUGUCU